Molecule: messenger RNA, 4872 nt
Organism: Ixodes scapularis (black-legged tick)
Lineage: Eukaryota; Metazoa; Arthropoda; Arachnida; Ixodida; Ixodidae
Product: vacuolar protein sorting-associated protein 33A
Exons: 16
Coding region: 22-1836 (604 amino acids)
Biological process (GO): intracellular protein transport; vesicle-mediated transport
Cellular component (GO): lysosome; CORVET complex
Source: RefSeq, a predicted model, not a curated record
GGAAAGGGGUGAGGAGCAGUGAUGGGGGUGUGUUUGAAAAUGGCCGCCCACCUGGCCAGUGGCCGGGUCAAUGUUGCGCUGUUACGCGAAGCUGCUAGACGAGAAUUGGUCGAAUUGCUAGACAAAUGCAUCGGAACAAAGGCGAUCGUGUGGGACGAGACCCUGGUCGGACCCUUCAGCCUCAUCUCCGAGUUCGUGCUCCUCAAGGAGCACAACGUGACGCAGAUGUUCCACUUGGCCGCCAAGCGACCCAUCUCGACAACGGCGCAGAACAUUGUGUACAUGGUUCGUCCCAAGCUCCAUCUCAUGGAUAUCAUUGCGGAACAUGCUCUACAGGAGGAAAAGUCCAGGGGAGGCCCCAAGAAAGAAUUCCACAUCUUCUUUGUGCCCAGGAAGAGUCAACCCUGUAUCCGAAAGCUACAGCAACACGGCGUCUACGGAGACAUCCACAUAGAGGAGUACGCUCUGGAGCUGUUCCCCGUCGAUAGUGACGUGCUUUCAAUGGAGAUGGAGUACUCCUUCAGGGAGUGUGAGGUGGAGGGCGACACGACUUCGAUGCAUCACGUGGCUCGUGCCCUGAUGACGCUGCAGACCCUCUAUGGAGUCAUUCCCAACGUGUACGGCAAGGGCAAGCACGCACAGAUGGUGUCCGAGAUGAUGGUGCGCAUGCGGCGUGAACUCUCGGGCCGGGAACCCCAGCUGGUGCCCCAGAUUGAGAACCUGCUGCUCCUUGACCGGGCAGUGGACCUCCUCACCCCUCUUGCCACGCAGCUCACCUACCAGGGACUGCUCGACGAGAUCUUUGGGGUGCACCACAACAUUGUGAAGGUUCCCCCGGAGAAGUUCCAAGGCGAGGGAGAGUCUAAGCAGUUCUGCCUCAACUCGGCCGAGGAGCUCUUUGCAGAGCUCAGGGACCGCAACUUCAACGCCGUGGGCCCCGUGCUCAGCAGGGAAGCCAAGAGCCUCUCCUCUCAGUACGAUGCGCGGCACGAGGCCCAGACCAUCCCGGAGAUCAAGCAGUUUGUGGACCGGCUGCCCUCGAUGCAGCUCAAGAAGAAGUCCCUGGCCAACCACACGUCCAUGGCUGAGCUGAUCAAGGAGGUCACAGACCGAGAGUCCUUCUUUGAAGCGCUGGGCAUCGAACAAGAGUUCAUGAACGGCCUGGACACUGACAAGGUGCACCCCCGCAUCGAGGACCUGAUAGCCCGAGAAGAGGACAUGCUCAGGGUACUCAGACUGGUGUGCAUGCAGAGUGUAGCCAACAAUGGACUCAAGCAAAAGGUGUUGGACCACUACAAGCGAGAGAUUCUUCAGACCUAUGGCUACCAGCACCUGCUGAGCCUAGAGCGGUUGGAGCGGGCAGGAUUGCUGACGACACACGAACAACGAGUUUACUCCGUGGUACGCAAGACACUUAAGCUCAACGUAGAAGACAUCAACGAGCAGGCCCCCAACGACGUGUCAUACGUGUACAGUGGCUAUGCGCCGCUGAGCGUGCGCCUUGCCCAGUUCCUGGCCCAGCCCGGCUGGAGGGCCAUCCAGGACGUGCUCAACAAGCUGCCCGGUCCCACCGUCUGCGAGCUGCAGCAGCGGCCGCCCGGCAUGCGGCCACGGCGGGGCUCGGUGUCGUCUCUUCAGUCCGGUGCUGAUGAGCCGAAAGUGACGCUGGUCUUCUUCCUGGGGGGCUGCACCUACGCCGAGAUCUCGGCCCUACGCUUCCUCUCGCAGCAGGACGACGCACCCGUGGAGUACCUGGUGGCCACCACCAAGCUUAUCAAUGGCAACAGCUUCCUCGAGUCCCUGGCAGAGCCGCUCCGGACACCGGAACCACAGUGAAGAGAAGUGCCGCUUCCGCGUGCGGUACUUAGUACACUUGCUCUGUUCUCAGCUUUUUGAUAUUUUUGUAGUUGCAUCAGAUCUACCCACCAGGUGAAGCGUCCGUGAUGGGGAAGGUAUUUAUUAGCCAAAGAGAAUAUAAUAAACGCCACGCAUAUUUUCAUAUCAGUUCAGCCAGGCUUGGCAGGCUGAAUCCUUUGGUUUGGCUAGAAAAAUGUACCUAGCCUGGUCCCCAAGUUGAACUGAGCUUCUUUUCAAGAAAAUUGGAGUGGGGAAAAAUCUUGAAGGUCACGUGGUGAUAUGCAUCUAGUUCUUUACAAUGCUGCGACUUCACUCAAACUGCUGGAACUUUUCGUGACAAGUCUAUCCAUUCUUUACAAGAUAUUGAUUUCACUCGAACUAUGGUGCUUGGAUCGCGUCUCCGACUGGUUUGUUAACCGCGUCCAAAAGAGUGGUCCCUCGAUUUCCGCCCGACGACGUCAUCGAAGUGUCACGCUGUCGCCGGCUGCAAUCCUGGCGGCGGCGCAACAGCAGCGGUGGUGGACAGGACAGACGCUUGUUCUGCUGCGUGUCGCUCACCAGACUGACAGUCCACGGAAGCUUGAGACGCCACGUCGACAGCGACACUCGCAUUAUCUCUUACCUUUUGCCGAAAUUUCUACGACCAUCCGCCGGGAUCGCGACAUCCGACAGCACGACACUCUGGCUUUCGCGACCUCAUUUGUUGCCACUUGGGGGCACUUUGGAUGCAUGGGCAGAAUAGGACGCCAAACACACUAGUCGGGUACGCGCUUCAGGCACCAUACUCUAACUGCUAAUAGGUUUUUUUUUUGAGUGGCAAACUAUUUUUAGGCAGGUUUUUUUUUACCAUUUGUAAUUGUACAAAAUUUAGAAGUGUGCAGAAAUAAUCUUUUUGAACCGCAGAUUGAAUGUAUGAAUAUUAAGAUUUAACUACAAGCGAAUUUCAAUAUUUUCGAAUCUGAACAUUUUACAUUUAGUGUGAAUUAAAUGUGAAUACUUAAGUAAAUCUCAGCUGGGAAUGUUUUCUAAGAUGUGUACCUAUAAAAAGAAAGUUUUAUUACUACAUUGGACUCCAUUUUCUGUAUCUUGUAGUAAUAGGAAGAAAAAAAGGCCCUUGUAAGACGUGUUCGGUAAAUCAUAAUGUAAUGUGGCAAGGAAAACAAUGACUACCUACCUUAUAAUCAAGGGGUGAAUUAUGAUUCUAAAUUUAUAACCAACGAAGGCCGACCUACACUAGCGAACAAACCUUCCAAGACCAUUGAGCUAACCGAGAUGCUCCGAUACAUCAGCUGUUUCUCCUAGCACGCCGGUGCAAAGCAGUGUAGCCUGACGCAUGUGAGCUGGUGUGAAGCAGUGAGGUUUGACGCCGGAGUGCUGGUGCAAAGCAGUGAAGCUUAACGUGAGAAACCUGAGAAUUUAGAAUAUUUUUGUAUUGUAUAUUAAAUCAAAUAGCAAACAGCAUUUGCAAAUUAUUCAAAGUUUUGAAUAUUUGUGGGCCUGUAACGAAAUCUCGAACUAGCAACCCAGAGCAAUCUGGUAUCAAAUUAGAAUGUCUGUAGCAAACUAAUUUUCAAGAACUGUUACUCGAAAUGGCUGUCACUGCAUAGCUAUGAGUGUAAGCUGGUGGUAGAUUGCUCAUGUUGGUGAUGUUUACGAAAAAAAAAAAAGCAUGUUUAUGUUUUUCUUCUUUUUUUUUAUUGAUUAACCAUAUAGUUGAGAAUAACGGCACAUAAAUAAUGGUUCACCUUCUUACUGAAACUUUUAGAAACCACUUAGGGUAAGCUUCAUUUAACCUGGUCUCUGAAAUUUCAUGGUUCAGUGUCCUACUGGCUUCACUGCAGUAUUAGUGGUGUCUUUAGCAAUAACAGAUGGUCUAGAAAACCAUUUUAGCAUAAGGUGCUAAAUUCCAAGGACAUGACCAAGGGCUGAAACAAAGCACAGAGGUUCAUUAACAUUGUCUUGAACCACACAAUGUAGCAUAUCAAUGUUAUUGAACUCUAAAGGAUAUUUCGAGCAUACAGCAAAGCACUGGAUCAGCAUUAAGUGCAAAGUCAGAGAUGUGGUAUCUCCUAUCACUGCUUAGUCUUCCUCUUUACCCAUUGCAAAACUGCUAGAAAUUUUUAGGAUCAAGACGAGUUUUAUGAGAUCCUUCUCUCUUGGAGCUUCUACUUCCAGCAAUUUCUUUGGUCAGAUUCCAUCUACUUCUGGCAGCACAAUAUACUUUCUACGGGGAACAACAAGGUUUAUGGCUAGCCCAUAUUGCCGCAUCCUGUUCAUUAAAUAUCCCAUAGCUAGCUGUCAUAGGCUAAACUUCUCACCUACAUUGGAAACAUAUGAUGCCUUUUGGAGCAGAUUAUAGUUUCCCACUCUCUGAACUUCCAUGCGACAAAUCUUAACCGGUGUUUAGCCAUUCUUUUUCUUUUUCUUAAAUUACAUUUUUACUGAACAAAGUGGCAGCAGACUCGAUUUGAUAUGUUGCCGGAGAGAUAUUCAUGAGCUUCAAAAUUUUGCCAGGCAGAGCCAGCCAGUGUGUAGUUUACUGUCCAGUUCUCCACAUCCGGGAGUCAAUUUUUCGGGCUGAUGAUUGUACCGCUGUAAGACGCAUGUGAUUGGUACACGGUUAUGUGAAGACGGGUUGAUGAGGUUGGGAGAUCUGCACUUUUUUGCAACGUUGGGUCGUCGUUGGAAAGCUGAGCGACAGGCGUCUAGCUGUCGGAUGCGGUCACCAUGGUCCGGAGGGACGUCUGCGCAUGACUGGCGCUCCUCGCCAAGACACCGUGAAGUGUGCUGGCGUCAGGGCGAGCUCCUCACUUGACGGAACGCGCUUGCGGGGCAGGGGUCACGUCUCUGGGUCAGAAUGCUCGAGCGUUGCCGACUGAUUACUGCUCAGACCGGGCGUUGUGGUGCAGAAGACGUUCCAGGGACCGGGCGUUGGGUACCACUUGGAGCACCACUACUUGGUCCGGAGACGUGCAUUGCACAACCAAGAAUGAAAAUAAACAGAAGUUUGUCUGA